Molecule: messenger RNA, 1323 nt
Organism: Pseudophryne corroboree (corroboree frog)
Lineage: Eukaryota; Metazoa; Chordata; Amphibia; Anura; Myobatrachidae
Gene: ICA1L
Product: islet cell autoantigen 1 like
Exons: 9
Coding region: 478-1323 (281 amino acids)
Biological process (GO): regulation of transport
Cellular component (GO): Golgi apparatus
Molecular function (GO): protein domain specific binding
Source: RefSeq, a predicted model, not a curated record
GUACCGCAGAGAAACUGUUAUGAUGGGAUGCUCGGACCUCCCUUGGUGUGGGGCGGAGCCUAUGGGUCACACCCCCUGUGUUGGCGGUACCGCAGUGUUACGGGGAUGAUGGGACGCUCCGGCCUCCCCGCAGCCCGGGGUGAGAUGGUGCGGUCCUGUUGCUAGGGGAUACCGGCGCUCAGACGCUUGCUGUUCAAGUACGGCGGCCGGGUGGGAUCAGUACACGCAUGCGCGCUCGGUUCUCCCGUCCUCCUCCCCUGUCCGGCUCCUGAAUGACCGCAGCCGGCGUCCUGCUGCUCCCCGCCCACACCCGGAGCUCCAUCUCCUCAGGUCAAACAGAUGAAGGACAGAAACACACAAUGUACCAGAACGCAUUCAUCUGCUGAGGAUGUCCAGACAUAUAUAAGCUGGUCGCUGUCUAUGGAACAAUAAUUUCACUCCAUCGGACCUUUAAUACAGCGGCGUUUCAGUUACCCCAUGUACAGCAGCGGGCAGCCAUGGCUGGGCGACGACCAAUCCGUGGUCAGCCGGAUGCAGAAGAAGUUUUGGAAAACCAAGCAAGUGUUGAUUAAGGUUACGCGGAAGAAGGAAGAUGAGCACGUGGUGGCGUCGGAUGCCGAGCUGGACGCCAAGCUGGAGGUGUUUCAUAGUAUCCAAGCAACAGGAUCACAGCUGCUUAAAGUUAUUGAAAAAUACCAGCAAGCACUGAAUGAGCUGGCCCAGGAGGAGAAUGACUUUGGUUUGCACCUGAAGGUACACGCUCAGCAGGACGGCACCCAGGCCGGGAAGAUGAUGAAAGUCACCGGCAUUGCGCUAUGCUCUGCCGCCGGCCAGAGGUUAGCCCUCUGCUCUCCACUGUCGCGCCUGCAGCAGGAAAUGGCCACCUUUACCGGCUGGGCGGUCUCCGAUACUCUGCUGACCAUCAACCAAAUGGAGAAGGCGCGGACUGAAUACAGGGGCGCCCUGCUGUGGAUGAAAGAUGUGUCCCAGGAACUGGACCCCGACACCUGCAAGCAGAUGGAGAAGUUCAGAAAGGUGCAGGUGGAAGUCAGAAACACAAAGAGCCACUUCGACAAAACAAAGAUGGACGUGUGUCAGAAAGUUGAUCUCCUCGGAGCCAGCCGCUGUAACUUGCUGUCACACUCACUGGCGGCCUACCAGACCACGCUGCUGCACUUCUGGAGGAAGACGGCGCAUCUAAUGUCUGAGAUACAGGCGGAAUUCCAGGAGAUUCUUCCGUAUACACCGACUUAUCUAAAGCCCAGCAAGGAGCACCCUCCGCAGGGUCAUGUGGACCAGACAGAUGGGGAGAAUCACACGUGA